AAUGGCUCUUCGGCUCUCUUGCCGUCAGUGGAUGAGUGUCUUGCCUAGAGUGUGGGUGUCGUGUGACGUUCUCCCUGCUUUUGUGAGUUAUUGAGUUCUGCAGCAUGUAUUUUUGCUCGGAGGGUCGUCAUGGGUUGUGUAGAAAGCAAAAAAGUGGUGGAGAAUGUAUCUAGCAGUGAUAUCAAGACUGUGUGCCAUCUCGAGGAUGUGUUUGGCGAUGAGAAGUGUCGGAGUGAAGGACUUUCCGAAACCGAAGUCAAGUGCGAACUUAGGGUUGACGAUGGAAACAACCUUGCAGAGAAAAUCAAACUCGAAAGACUGAACAAGAGUAACAAGUUUAAAACCAAGUACGACCCGCGAAUCACGGCCAAAUAUGACAUCAAAGCACUCAUAGGCAAGGGGACGUUCAGCAAAGUGGUUCGGGUCGAGAACAGACUCACGAAACAACCAUAUGCCAUCAAGAUCAUCGAGUCCAAGGAAGGGCGAGAGGCGUUCGAGGCCGAACUGGCGAUAUUACGGCGUGUGAAGUGCCCCUAUAUUAUACAGCUAGUGGAGGUGUUUGAGAGUGUGGAUAAAAUAUACAUGGUGAUGGAACUCGCCACGGGGGGAGACCUCUUUGACAAAAUCAUGACCAAAGGCCCUUUCUCGGAGAGGGACGCGGUCAAAGUCCUCAAGAUGGUGCUGGAGGGCGUGAAGUACUUGCACAAUCUAGGCAUCACUCACAGGGAUCUGAAGCCGGAUAACUUAUUAUAUUACCAUCCGGGAACGGACUCCAGACUCAUGAUCACGGACUUCGGUCUGGCCCACACCAGGAGGUCGGCGGAUGACCUGCUGAUGAACACCAUCUGCGGGACCCCAGAGUACAUCGCCCCUGAGAUGGUGGCCAGGCGGCGCUACACCAACGCCGUGGACCUGUGGGCGGUGGGCGUGAUCACGUACAUCCUGCUGCGGGGCGACUUCCCCUUCUUCGACGCCGACAGGAUCCGCCUCUACAAGAAGAUCCUGAAGGGGAACUACAAUCUGUCGGAUGAGUGUGAACGAGAGAGGCAUGAGGGUGAGCCCCUACGCGGGUGCCCAGUGCCGAGGGAUGAGGAAGAACGUCCGUCACGUGACCAAGUGGCGUGGGUCUGGCCACGUGGGCUGAGCAUCAUGCAGAUUGAUGAGGAUUGUUUGAUGCAAGAUGCAAGAGGACAACUAGGUCACUCCGUUUCUGAUGAUGGCACGAAAAAAGGGUUCGAAGUAGACGCCCGUGAAAGGCUCAUAGAUAGGAGGACACGGUUGUUAGGGCUGCUGAUGCAUCGCAUGGGACUUGUUUUCUCAGCGUAUCGCGAUCCUGAGAGCGUGCUUGGCAGAGGACACAUGAACAGUACUGAGCUCUCCGUUCAGGAGGGGACUUGCUUACCACGGGGCAAGGAUGGCGGAGCUUUGGCGAUCCCCGGUGGUGCCCAGUGGUGCCCAGUGGUCAUCUAG
Penaeus vannamei (Pacific white shrimp) is the source of this 1470-nucleotide messenger RNA. NCBI's taxonomy places the organism in Eukaryota, Metazoa, Arthropoda, Malacostraca, Decapoda, Penaeidae. The record is from RefSeq and is a predicted model, not a curated record.